Molecule: messenger RNA, 5558 nt
Organism: Cuculus canorus (common cuckoo)
Lineage: Eukaryota; Metazoa; Chordata; Aves; Cuculiformes; Cuculidae
Gene: DENND2D
Product: DENN domain containing 2D
Exons: 13
Coding region: 1-1539 (512 amino acids)
Cellular component (GO): cytosol; nucleoplasm
Source: RefSeq, a predicted model, not a curated record
AUGCACCUGGAUGAGGCAAGGAGCAGACAGCUGAGCCUCCCUCAGGAGGAUGAGGACGGUGAGGAGCUGCAGUGCAAGCAGGGUCCCAGCGGCACCGACACUGCAGUCCCGGCAGCAGCAUCCUGGCCAGGUUUCGAAAGCGUUUGCGAUUUCUGCAAGCUCACGAAGGCCCUUUCUCCUGGCUACAAACCCAUCUUCAAGCUCCAGCCCACACGUACCCUCCCCGUUCCCCGGGGCGGUUCCCGGUGCAGGUGCUGCCCCCGCCCCGUCCCGUCCCUCCUCCCCGGGGAGGCGAGGGCUGCGGCGGAAGCGGGGGUGACAUGGCCUCCAUCGGCGGCUUCUUGCGGCGGAGCCUGCGGCGGGCGGCGCGCGGCGCGUGAGAACUUGCUGAAGGGCCAGAAGGAGGAGGAGGAACGUCUCUUGCAAGCGAUCCCCCUCUUCUGCUUCCCCGAUGGCAACAACUGGGCCCCGGUCACUGAGUUCACCAGUGAAACCUUUUCUUUCGUCCUGACCAACGUGGACGGCAGCAGGAAGAUCGGUUACUGCAGGCGGCUGCUGCCAUCCGGCCGUGGUGUCCGCCUCCCUGAGGUCUUCUGCAUCAUCAGCUGCCUGGGCUGCUUUGGGCUUUUCUCCAAGAUCCUAGAUGAGGUGGAGAAGAGGCGCCAGAUCUCCAUGGCAGUGAUUUACCCCUUCAUGCAGGGCCUUCGGGAAUCCUCCUUCCCAGCUCCAGGGAAAACCGUCACCAUUAAAAGCUUCAUCCCUGAGUCGGGCACAGAGCUCAUUGAGCUCACACGGCCUGUGGAUGCCCACCUGGAGCAUGUGGAGUUUCAGGCUCUGCUCCAGCGGCUCAGUCCCCACCUCAUCCUGCACAUCUUCGCCUCUGCUGUGUUGGAGAGACGUCUCAUUUUCCUGGCAGAGGAGCUGAGCAUCCUCUCACAGUGCAUCCACGCAGUGGCUGCUCUCCUUUAUCCCUUCACCUGGGCUCACACCUACAUCCCCGUGGUCCCCGAGUGCCUGCUCGACACUGUCUGCUGCCCCACGCCCUUCAUGGUUGGCAUCCAGAGGCGGCACCUGGAGCGGGUCCUGGACCAGCCGAUGGAAGAGGCUCUGAUAGUUGACCUCUGUGAAGGGAAGAUCCUACGGGCGGUCGGCGAUGAGGAGGAGAUCUUGCCUACCAAGCUGCAGAAUGAGAUACUGACAUCUUUAAACAGACACAACAACAACAACAACGUACACACAUCUGAGCAGGUGAACACACUUGUCUCCGAAGCCUUCGUGCACUUCUUUGUCCGAACGGUUGGCCACUACACCUCGCACAUCAAGUGGAGUAAAAAUGGCUCAGGCACCUUCCAGGAGCGAGCCUUCUGCAAAGCUAUCGCCUCCAAGACCAGCCGCAAGUUUGUGAAGAAGUUUGUGAAGACAAACAUGUUUUCCCUCUUUAUUGAGGAAGCAGAAAAGAGGCGAAUGCCACAGGAAGCAUAUUUCCAACAGAAGAUAGCAGAGUACCACGAACAGAAGAAGCACCGAAGAGACUCUUGAAGUCCAGCCUGGGCACACACAGGUUGGCACCAAGCAGCCCUUACCAGCGGCACCAACGCUGCGCGGACUCAGUGCAGAGCACACCGGACUCUGCUGGCUCUGUUCCUGUCCGUUUUGUGACUCCUGAGACACGUGGGCAGCACUGAACACCAGUUUCUACCCUUUCUUUUUGCCUCAGGGCAUCAUUGCACUGGAAAACUCUUUUGCACAAAACUAGCAAGGUGGCUGUGAUUUCUUUUCCCACCGUGCGAGCAACAGGGGACAAACGGCAACUCAGUCCUUGGCCCCGUCAGGACCUCACGCAGCUUGGGAGGGAAGGCGGGGAGCUGGCUGCAGGUUGUAGAAUCAUUGUUAGAAGGGGGGAAAAAAAUAAGGAUGAGUAGGAAAUAGCAUUGUUUCUAAUUAAAACAAACCUAGGUUUUGCAAAUAGGUAACGUCCUAUUGAAUAACUUUCUGAGGUUUCUAUUAUUAGCAGCUCUUUCGCUGCGUUUUCUCAUUGUUUUGCUCAUUGUUAAAUACCAGCAGGAACAGUUGUGGUGGGUUUUAGUGGUUUCCUCUCUAGCAGCUGUUUGCUUCGUCCGUCGGUGACACUGACAGCUCAGUUUAGCUCUUUAAAGAAACAAAAACAUUCUUUUCCAGCAGGUUAUUUAUUCGUGCUGUAAGCAAACUGUGAAGGCCACAGGGCUGUGUUUUGUGGGAGAGGGAAACGGAGUAUCAACAGCUUUGGGUAGGGAGGAAGUAUUUGUUAAAUUCAGUAGUAAAAUAUGUCGACAUCCUCUUCAUUUAUGAUGUGAUCUUUCUUUUGAAGCCUUGCAUCUUCUCCUGUGAGGGUGGGGAGGCCCUGGCCCAGGUUGCCCAGAGCAGUGGUGGCUGCUCCAUCCCUGGAGGGGUUCAAGGCCAGGCUGGAUGGGGCUUGGAGCCCCUGAUCUGGUUAAAGAUGUCCCUGUUCCUGCAAGGGGUUGGACUGGGUGACCUGUAAAGGUCCCUUUCAACCCAAACCAUUCUGUGAUUCUCCCAAGUGACAGGCAAUAGGACGAGAGGGAAUGGCCUCAAGUUGCACCAGGGCAGAUUCAGAUUGGACAUCAGAAAAAAUGUCUUCACCGAAAGGUUCUCAGGCACUGGCAGAGGCUGCGCAGGGAGGUGGUGGAGUCCCCAUCCCUGGAGGGGUUUAAAAGACAGGUGGAUGAGGUGCUCAGGGAUCUGGUUUAAUAGUGGACAGGGAUGGUUGAACUUGAUGAUCUCAAAGGUCUUUUCCAACCAAGUGAUUCUAUGAUUCUCUGGGACGUUCUAGCCAAGCUGCUGUAUCACUCAGGACCCACUAGAGAUGUGUUACCAAAAGCAUAGUUUAUACAACUUUUGCGGUGGUAUUGAAUGCGACAGUGAGAGAUUUUACAUAAACACUGGUGCAUAAGCAGGCUGGCUGCCAGACAGCGUUUGCUUUCAGAGCUUUUGAGCAUCUAAAGAAAACAAGACAGAUGUAAAGGGCAUUUAUUUUAGAAGUAACGAUUUGUGCAGUCAGGCACAAACAUAGGCGGCAGCAGCACAGUUGGGCAGAGGGCACAGACUGAACAGCGGUGAAACUACAGCUCCGCUGAGAGAAAUGGGCUGAGUUUUGUCCAGCCCCACGUGUCUUUGAGGAGGGAACAAGAAUUAUUUCUUAUGAAAUACAGAAGGCCAGCGUGUCCCAGGCUGCAUCCAGAGCAGUGGGACCAGCAGGGCGAGGGAGGGGAUUCUGCCCCUCUGUUCCGCUCUGGUGAGACCCACCUGGAGUCCGGUGUUGAGUUAUGAAAUCCCAACAUAAAAAGGACCUGAAACUGUUGGAAUGGGUCCAGAGGAGGCCACAAAGAUGAUCCGAGGGCUGCAGUACCUCUGCUAUGAGGACAGGUUGGAAAAGUUGGGAUUGCUCAGCCUGGAGAAGAGAAGACUCUGGGGAGACCUUAGAGGAGCUUCCAAUACAGAAAGGGGUUUCAGGAAAGCUGGGGAGGGGAUUUUUCCAAGGGCCUGGGCUGAUAGGACAAGAGGGAAUGACUUUAAAUUGGAGAGGGGAAGAUUUAGAUUAAACAUUAGGAAGAAAUUCUUCAUGCUGAGGGUGGGGAGGCCCUGGCCCAGGGUGCCCAGAGCAGUGGUGGCUGCCCCAUCCCUGGAGGGGUUCAAGGCCAGGUUGGAUGGGGCUUGGAGCCCCUGAUCCAGUGGGAGGUGUCCCUGCCCAUGGCAGGGGGUGGGACUGGAUGGGCUUUGAGGUCCCUUCCAGCCCAAACCAUCCUAUGAUUCCAUGAAAAGAGGGGUUUUUUUUGGCACUAUGGGGAUCUUCUCUGGCUCUACAAAUUCCCUCUCAUGGGUAGAGAGAGUGCUAGAGGUUAACUACAGGAAAUUAAAGGCUAGUGGUAUUUUUCUGUGGUUUAUUUUUCAUUUAAAAAAGUUCCCUGGCCGGCUGAAUAUUGUGUGGGUGGGAAAUCAAGGACACCCAACAAGAACUGUUGGUUUCAGGCCCACCUGCCUCCCUGACUCCAUCACCAUUGUGUGAAGAUGCCAGCCUUGUUGGCUGUGAAGCAUUAACAUCCUUUUGUCGAGAAAAAGGGGGCAGUAGUCCUGAGUUUGGCAGUGGCUCUUUAGAAAAGAAGAAUUAGAAAUCACAUAAGGGAGUCUGUGGUUGCAUAAUCCCUGCCAGAUAAAGAAGAUUAUUCCUCAGCUGCUGAAAGGAAGAGAGAUACACAAAACGUGACCUUUAAAUGUUUAAGGCAGUGCUUCAGAGAUCAGCGAGAGUUAACUACAGGGAGUCAGAAGGGUUGCUGCCACCUUGUGCAACUUCUGAGCAAAGAAUGGGUUGAAAUAUCAUCUUAAGUCACUUAAAGCGCUCCUCCUUUUAGUACUGUUAUGGGAAAAGGGAUCCAUUCCCAGUGACCAGUCCAGAAAUGCACCCUUUAGGGGAGAGAGCACAACAGCUCCCAGCUCAGCUUUUCAGUCGCUGCAGGAAGACAAAAGGAAGAGCUAUAGAGGAACAGGAGUAAGCAGGCACUUUUCUGGCACCUACUUCUCUUACCACGAUGCAGCAGCAGCUUCAGACAUACAAGUGGUGGAUAUUCCAGGGACAUAAUCUGCCCCACACUCUUCUCACACCCUUUCCCUUUCACUGUGCUGUUCCUUUACCUGACAGCUCUGUUCUUGUUUCCUAAGCCUGUGUGACUGAUGUCAUUGCUGAUCAGAAGUUUUAAGGGUUUCUUGAGUUGGGUUGGCCUGAACAUUGAGAAGCAGCUUGAUAUGGAUAUGGAACUGUUGGAAUGGAUCCAAAGGAGGCCAUGGAGAUGAUCUGACGGCUGGAGCCUCACUGCUGUGAGGACAGGCUGAGAGAGUUGGGGUUGUUCAGUCUGGAGAAGAGAAGGCUCUGGGGAGACCUUAGAGCAGCUUCCAGAACUGAAAGGGGGUCCAGGAAAGCUGGGGAGGGACUUUUUGCAAGGACAUGGAGUGAUAGGAUGAGGGGAAAUGGCUUUGAAUUGGAAGGGGGAAGAUCUAGAUUAGACAUUAGGAAGAAAUUCUUCACAAUGAGGGUGGGGACGCCCUGGUCCAGGCUGCUUAGCAAAGUGGUGGCUCCUCCCACCCCUGGAGGCGUUCAAGGCCAGGUUGGAUCCAGUGGGAGGUGUCCCUGCCCAUGGCAGGGGUUGGAACUGGAUGGGCUUUGAGGUCCCUUUCAACCUAAACCAUUCUAUGAUGUUAUGAUGCUCUAUCACCUUGUUUGCUUACUCACCUGACUGGUGCAGUCUGGUGAGAGCUGAAAUCCCCUCCCUGUUAACAGCCAGAGGCCAACAGGUUGCACAUUGCAACAAGAUUGCACAUCCUUGUGAUCAAUAAAGGUCAGUGAAGAAAGAAGACACUGUGCUGAAAGGGCAAAUGCUGAAUAAAAUACCCUAUUUAUUGCUUUAAACUCCAUCCGCCUCUCUUACCCACCUGCUUGCAGAUGCAGGCACAGUGUUUGCUGCUGGAGACAUGGGUAAAUUCAGCUGCUGUUUGCCAGGAGCACAGAC